Messenger RNA from Mesorhabditis spiculigera, 300 nucleotides. NCBI's taxonomy places the organism in Eukaryota, Metazoa, Nematoda, Chromadorea, Rhabditida, Rhabditidae. The record is from the annotation of a GenBank genome assembly.
AUGGUAUCCGCGACUGCCCAGUCUACGCCAGCGCCUCUGAAAGGCCGACUGCUCAUCGCGCUGGAUUGCUGCCCGAACUGUCUAAGCCACCGCCUUUCCAGCCGUUGCCGCAGCGGGGACAAAUUGUGCGUGGCCUGCGCAAAGGAGUAUGAUGAUAUCGACCUGGUCCGUCACAAUACGAUUUUGUGCCCAAAAUUUUACACCGCCACCCGGGCCGUCCAUGAGAAGAUGAAGCGAUGGCGUACCUCCGACCCCGACUCCCGCUCGUUCACCCAGCAACGCCGUCGUCAUCCCCCCUUC